Molecule: messenger RNA, 570 nt
Organism: Microsporum canis CBS 113480
Lineage: Eukaryota; Fungi; Ascomycota; Eurotiomycetes; Onygenales; Arthrodermataceae
Exons: 1
Coding region: 1-570 (189 amino acids)
Source: RefSeq, a predicted model, not a curated record
AUGACCUACAGGAUACGCGGGCUGUCAGGCUUCUCAACGCGAGCAAGUAAACGACGCAGUAUCCUCCGCAACAAACGCAAAGCUCGAACGCAUACAAAUAGUUCAUCGACCGGUUCUUCAGCAGACGCCACAGCAAGCAGUUUGGGAAACGCAGAAUCUACCCUCACGACGCUGUUCGCAGCGACCUCACUCACCCGAACGUACUCAAAAAACGGCUCCGAUAUUGUCAAGAAGAAGCAGAGGACACAAACGGACGGAAACUCUCGCGAGCACGCGAUGGCUACCUCUGCCGCCAGCCUACUCACCCCCAAUGCAAUCUCUACCAACAACGGUAGAGAGACUGGGACUGCGGAAAAGUUGUCUGAAAUGCAUCCAUCGGUCCAGACAGAGUACGCUGCCAUGCGCAAACAGUGCCCUGACCUGCCAGAAGACCCUGGUCUACGUGCUGGAAUCCUGCUCCUGGUGACCGACUCUGGCGGCGAGGUGAAGAUUGGGAAAUGUGAUGGAGAGCCUGGAUGUGAGACACCCGUAAAGUUAGGCAGUCUGAAGAGAAGGAAGAAGUGUGAUUAG